Molecule: messenger RNA, 2132 nt
Organism: Oryza sativa Japonica Group (Japanese rice)
Lineage: Eukaryota; Viridiplantae; Streptophyta; Magnoliopsida; Poales; Poaceae
Source: RefSeq, a predicted model, not a curated record
CCCUGGUGAAAAACCGAACUAUCGAUCACUCGGCCCAACCCAACCCAACCCAUCCCCUACCUCGCCAUCGAUGGCGCUGCACCACCUCCGCCACGCGCCGCUCGCGCUCCGCCUCGCGAGGCUCCCUCGCCUCGCGCCCUCCCCUCCUCCUCCCGCCGCCCGCCUCCUCCUCCUCCUCGCGCCGUCGCAGCAUCCAGCUCCGCCCUGGCGCCUCCUCUCCAGGCCCCGCGCGCUCGCCACGGCCGCCGCCGAGGCCGACGACGCCGGCGCCGGGGGCAACGGCGACGGCGACGGCUUCUUCUCGGAGGAGAGCACGUCGUGGGAGUCCCUCGGCGUAUCGGACCGCCUCGCCUCCGCGCUGCACGGGGCGGGCCUCGCGAGGCCUUCGCUUGUUCAGGCAGCCUGUAUACCACACGUUCUCACAACAAACGAUGUAAUUGUUGCUGCUGAGACUGGGAGUGGCAAAACACAUGGUUACCUUGUUCCAUUGAUUGAAAAACUGUGCUCUAAAUCAAUUUCCGCAGAAGAUGGUAAUUCUCAGGACGUUACCUCAGGGUCGCCCAAUAUCGCGUUGGUCCUCUGUCCCAAUGUAAUGCUGUGUGAGCAAGUUGUUCGCAUGGCUAAUUCGUUGGUUGAUGAGUCUGGUGAACCACUUAAAAGUGCUGCUGCAGUUUGUGGACCAAAGGGUUGGCCCACUGUUCGGCCUGAUAUUCUUGUAGCCACUCCAGCUGCUCUGUUAAAUUAUCUGUUUGACUAUGACCCAGAAAAGAGGAGGAGGGAGAGAUUCCUACGUAAUGUAAAAUUCAUAGUAUUUGAUGAGGCAGACAUGCUACUCUGUGGAAGUUUUGAAAAUCAGGUCAUUCGUCUCAUCCACAUGCUGCGAUUUGAUGAAAAGCUACUGUCUAGGAUGGAAGAUUCUGGAAAGGAAAUAUCACUUGGUGAUACUAAUGAAUAUCGUGAGGAUUCAGACUCUCAGAGUGCUGAACUUAGUGCUGACGAUGAGGAAAAUGAAGAUGGUCUUGUUCAACAUAGACCAGUCAAUGUGGAGAAUGCUCAUAUUGGAGCACACAAGAAGGAUUGGAGAAGGGUCAGAAAAGUUUAUAGACGCAGCAAGCAGUAUGUCUUUGUUGCUGCCACCCUUCCGCAAAGUGGCAAAAAGACUGCCGGUGGUGUGUUGAAGCGUAUGUUUCCUAAUGCUGUAUGGGUUAGUGGUGCAUAUCUUCACCGCCACAAUCCCAGAUUGGAGCGAAGAUGGAUAGAGGUCACUGCUGAUACACAAGUAUCAGCUCUUCUGGAUGCAGUGAAAUAUGGUCUCAAGAAUGAAGUUCAUGACACAAAACUUGGUCCAAAUCGAACUAUGGUGUUCACAAACACUGUCGAUGCUGCAAAUUCAGUUUCUGAUAUAUUGCAGCGUGUUGGUGUCCCAUGCAUCUUAUACCAUCGUGAUAGCUCCCUUGAGGAAAGGGCUAAGAAUUUACAAUCUUUUCGGGAAAAUGGUGGUGUGCUUGUUUGCACAGAUGCUGCUGCUCGUGGCCUUGAUGUACCAAAUGUUUCUCAUGUCAUUCAGGCGGAGUUUGCUGCCUGUGCUGUUGAUUUUUUGCAUAGGGUGGGUCGCACAGCCAGAGCUGGCCAAUCUGGGAUAGUGACUAGCCUAUACACAGAGGCAAAUCGUGAUCUUGUGAGAGCGGUCCGUCAAGCGGAGGAGUUGGCCCAGCCAGUAGAGAAAGCAUUCAGCAGAAAAAGGAGCUUCCGCAACAAGUUGAAGAAGCAAGCAUUACAUAAAUCUACAGCAUUAUUAUCUUGAUAUUGUGAUAUUCUCUUUUUCUAUGAAGGACAAGUUAAUAUAUAGUUUAUUGAGUUCGACCCAUUAGUCUUAGUUUUCUCCCUUCUAUUUCUGGUGGAAAAUAGUUUGUAUUUUUAGGAGAUAAAUCUGGGUAACCACAAAUUGAACAAGCAAAGAUGUUAUGGAAAUUUUGACCCUAUAUAUUUGUUCUGUAGUGUUAGGUUGCUAGUCCAGUUUACCCUUUUGUUUUCGAUUUUAAUUUUUCAUCUUGGUUCUACUGACAUAUCCUUAACUUAUCUUGUACUAGUACUAGUACUAGCGAGCAACUCUUUACGAAUCAACUGUAAUA